Paramecium tetraurelia is the source of this 3240-nucleotide messenger RNA. RefSeq lists its product as uncharacterized. The transcript has 8 exons. NCBI's taxonomy places the organism in Eukaryota, Ciliophora, Oligohymenophorea, Peniculida, Parameciidae. The record is from RefSeq and is a predicted model, not a curated record.
AUGAUUUUAGAAUAAGCUUUAUGUGAUGAGAAUGAAUAUACGAGGUUGGAAAAAAUAAGAAUUGGGUGUAAGUAUAUAUCAUCACAAAUGCCAUUUAUGACAUCUUUUAAUGAUCCGCAAACUAUAAAAUAGCGUAAUAUUUUAAAGCCAUAUUAAGUUAUUUGCUGUUAUCCUUUUUCAAAGAAUAAUGUUGAACUACUAGUUUCAGCUCUUUUUGAUCGAUUUAGAGAUUUAGACUUUUUCAAUUCGUUUUACAAAGCAAUUGAUGAAAUUUCUUAGUUCCCUGAACAAAAAGUGCUUCUGAGUAAUGCAAGAAGUAUGAAAUAAUCAACAAGAAAAUCUAUCUUGAGAGGCCCAGGAACAUCGACAGCUCAAUAUUCGAAAUAAUUAAUAGAGAGUCUCAUUAAGGUAAAAUAAUUCGCAUCGCAAUAUCUAUUUUAAUUGUUUCAAUUAGGAUAGGAAUUGGAUAUUAAUUUAGAAGAAUAAGCGAAUAUAUUUUUGAAAUUCCUGAGGAACACAAGAGAGGAAAGCUUUAUCACUGAGUUAAUCGAUACCUUUCAGAAUAUCAAAUAGCACAUCUUCAGAAAUUCUUUGUGGUCAAUCUCCAUUGAAGAUCAAAUUGAAUAGUACUUCUAUACAAUCUAGCAUCCUCCAACAGCAACAAGAAUAGAAAUUCCACAAUACGAUACCGAUUCAGACACAGAUAGGUCUGAAAUCGACAUGAAUGAAGUGAUAGAAGAAUGGAUAUGUUCAGAUGAGCAAGGUUACAUCAAACAACAAAUUGAGUACUUCAGAAAUGAUGCCUAUUUUGAAUUCAUUAUGAAGUUGGUUUUCGACCCCCUUAAUUCCUAGCCAAUACCUCUAUGGUUCCAAUCUCUUAAAAAAGAUGAUGAUGAAAUUAAUGAUUACAGAAUGUGGAAAUCAGAUUCUUUGAAACUAGACCUCGUGUACAAUCUGAGGUCUAAAAAGGUCUUAAAGAUCAUCACCAAUGAUAAGAACUUCGCUAUUAUCAAUAAAUAAGUCCCUCAAUUAUUGAUGAAAAUAUGUAAAUCUCUAAUCUAAUUAGUUUACAUGAUAUAUGAAGCUCUUGGGGACAACGAGAAACCAGUCAAUCUACAACAUAUAGCUUAUUUGAUUGAUUACCUGUUCUUGCAAAGUCCUAAAUCUUGUCUCUAUUAUGUUGUGGAUUUGAACUUACUUUUCGCAUUUUCUUAGUACCUUUAUAAUCCUUACUUCUUGAAUAUUUGCGAAAAAAUGAUGAAUUUGAUUGAUGAUGAAUAUCAGUUAGGCAUGCAUGUCUAAGAGUACUUUUGGUUAUACAUCCAAUCCUCCUAGUUCUUUGAUUAUCUGACACUCAUAAUGACAAAUUAGCCAGUAGAUAAAUCUAAGUAAGAGAGAUCUUACAAAUCUGAUUAAGCGUAUCACGUAAUUCCCUUAUUGAAGGCUUAGACUAACUUUGAUAAGUUACCUAUAAUGCAAGAUUCGAAUUUAAGUGAGAAGAAAUACUUAACAGAAUUAUUAGGUUAAAUUACUCCAGGUAAGACUCCAAAUGAUUUUUAUGGAAUGACUAAGAAUAAUUGGCAUUUGUAUGACGACAUUCAAGAAUAUAUUUCAAGUCAAGAGUUCAAGUUUAAGGAUUUAGAUAAUCUGAAUGAAUUUGUAAAAUAGAGGAAUUAAAAUCAUUCUAAAUUUCAACACAAUUUUGAUGAUCAAAAAUUCAAAAGGCAAAGAACUAUAGUUUUAACUUAACACAACUCUGUUAGUCCACAAAAUAAGGGGUUGUGUGGUUAAAAGUUAAGUGCUGUGGAUAUAGACAAAUUUGAAGUCAAAUCUACACUCAAUAAAAACAGUAAAGCUUUGCCUCGAUUGAGUUCAGCUUCCAAACAGAAUAAAUGGGUAAAUGGUAAUCAAUAAAAAACCUAUCUCAGACAAGGAACUCAACAGAAGCAAUAAUUGCUUAUGAAUACCUCAAUCAGGUUAAGAACAUUUGGAUCUGAUAAAUCUGACUUCAGUUCUAAUGAUGGUUUCUCAAGUAGUCGUUUGAAAACUAUUUAUCCCAGUUAUAAGAUGCAACAAGAGACCAAAUUUGAGAAGGAUUUGCAAUAAAUACAUAAAAAUGAAUCGACAGCUUCUUCUUGUGCUUAGUUGAUCAAGGGACUGAUCCAAACAGCAUUUCACUAUUGUUGGAGAAAGAUUAAUACCUUAGGAUUGUGCAAACAAAUAUAUAAAUUAAAUACAGACUUGCUGUUUUGUUCAAUCAUUACAAAGAAUUCUUUGGAGAGAUUAUUCCAAAUUUAUUUAUCGUCUCUACAUAGCCCAAAUGAUGGAUUACUGUCCAGUGCAGAUGAAUGUGGGAUGAUUAUCAAUGAAAUAUAUUCCAACUAUCCUAGACUAAAAUAAUAGAAUUUGAUUGUGGAAAGCUUAAGAACCUGUUUUACAAAUGUUAUUGAUUUCUUGUGUAAGACAAUUGUAAAACUAAAUAAACAGUAACAAAAAAUGGGACAUUAGUAGUUAAAUUUCAAAUAAUUUAUUAUUACUGAUACAAUACUAUAUGGAUUGUAAAUGUUUGAGUAGAACAAGUCCUAAAUUUAAUAGAAGAAUCCCUACUUGUACUUGAAUGAGACUGUAUUGCAUAUCUUGGUCAUUUGGUAUUUCGAUUACAUUCAAUUGAAUAUCCAAUAGGAUCAAUUUAUCAAUUUAUUUAUCCUCAUAAUGACAAGAGCUCCUUAACAUAUAAUUAUGCAUCUAAUGUUUAAGUUGGGAUUCAUCACUUCCCUUUAUAAUUUUUAUUCGAAAUAUAGUAAGAAUGGAAUGAUAUGCACUUCAGGUGUAGAAUCAUUUUAUUUGCAUUUAACAUUCAUUAUUCAUAUUAUCAAUGAAACAAUAAACAAUAGAAAUCUGUCAGUUGUUUAAAUAAGUUUGAAUUAGUUGCAAUCAUGGCAGUCAUUACUACAAAUACUUCCCAAUCCCAAUAGCAAAGCAGUGUUAAUUUUGAAUUAGAGAAUGAAAUGUUCUUCUAUUUUUAUUCCUAUAAGAGUGGCAGUCAACUAAUUCCAUAGCAUGAGAUCUAUGGAUGGAGAAUCUGUGAUGAUUCCAUAGAAGAUGAUUCUGGAUCAGAUUAAAUAGAAAUUAAAUGUGCCUACCAAUCUUAUUGAUAAGAAGAAAGGAAAGAAGUUUCUGGAUUGUGUUAAGGAGAAGGUUGAACAACAAAAGAAGGAUCAUUAAGUAAAGGCCAAAUGA